GGCCCCAUUGAUUUUGAGAAGGAAGUAAAGUAUGAGAUGGUUAUUGAGGGAAAGGAUGGCUCUGGUCUUUCUUCAGACAUUAAAGUAAUUAUAGAAAUUACAGAUGUUAAUGACAAUGCCCCCAUUAUAGUGAUUAAGUCUUUAAAUAUUCCCGUUCCCGAGAACGCGUUCCCCGGUACAGAGGUCGGCAUCAUUAAUGUUCAGGACAGAGACUCGGAGAAUAACGGACAGGUGCGCUGCUCCAUUCAGCAAAACGUUCCGUUUAAACUCGUUCCUUCGAUCAAGAAUUACUAUUCUCUGGUGACCACAGGUGAAUUAGACCGAGAGCUGCUCUCUGAUUAUAAUAUUACAAUUACUGCUACUGAUGAGGGCUCUCCGCCUUUAUCUUCCUCUAAGAAUAUUCACCUGACUGUAGCUGACGUGAAUGAUAAUCCACCUGUAUUUCAGGAGCAGAGUUACAGAGCUCACGUACAAGAAAAUAAUAAAGCGGGCUCCUCUAUUUGUUCAGUAUCAGCUACAGACCCGGACUGGAGACAGAAUGGCACUGUAGUUUAUUCUCUCUUGUCUUCUGAUGUUAACGGCGCGCCGGUGUCCUCCUUUCUGUCCGUUAACGGAGACACCGGGGUCGUUCACGCCGUGAGGUCGUUUGAUUACGAACAGAUGAAAAGUUUGAAAGUGCUGGUGUUAGCCAGAGACAACGGCUCUCCUCCUCUGAGCAGUAACGUGACCGUGAGCGUCUUCAUAACGGAUGAGAACGACAACUCUCCUCAGAUAUUAUACCCCUCUCCGGAAGGAAACUCCUUCAUGACCGAGAUGGUGCCCAAAGCUGCUCAGGCGCGCUCCCUGGUCUCCAAGGUGAUCGCCGUGGACGCGGAUUUCGGUCAGAACGCGUGGCUCUCGUAUCACAUUAUUAAAGCCACAGAUCCGGGACUUUUCACUAUCGGUGUCCACAGCGGAGAGAUCAGGACGCAGCGGGACAUUUCUGAAUCUGACAGCAUGAAACAGAACCUGAUUGUGUCCGUGAGAGAUAACGGACAGCCCUCUCUCUCAGCCACGUGCUCGUUGUAUUUACUGAUAUCAGAUAACUUGGCUGAAGUUCCGGAACUGAAAGACAUGUCUCGAGACGAGAGCGGCUCCAAACUGACGUUUUAUUUGAUCGUCGCGCUGGUGUCCGUUUCCACUUUCUUCCUGACCUUCAUUAUCAUCAUCCUCGCCGUGAGGUUUUGUCGCAGGAGAAAGCCCAGACUGUUGUUUGAUGGAGCUGUAGCCAUUCCCAGCGCGUAUCUUCCUCCAAAUUACGCAGAGGUGGAGGGCGCGGGAACUCUCCGCAGCGCGUACAAUUAUGACGCGUACCUGACCACGGGCUCGCGCACCAGUGACUUCAAGUUCAUCAGAUCUUAUAAUGAAGAAACACUGACCUCUGACCUGACUCUGAAAAAGACUCAGUCUGCUGUGGAUGAUCUUGAAGGACUAGAUGGAGUUGAACGAUUCCUUUCAGGUUAA
Puntigrus tetrazona (Sumatra barb) is the source of this 1503-nucleotide messenger RNA. Its product is annotated as protocadherin gamma-A12-like. Gene Ontology annotation, cellular component: plasma membrane. The coding region runs from base 37 to 1503 and encodes 488 amino acids. Gene Ontology annotation, biological process: homophilic cell-cell adhesion. The transcript is spliced from 2 exons. NCBI's taxonomy places the organism in Eukaryota, Metazoa, Chordata, Actinopteri, Cypriniformes, Cyprinidae. Gene Ontology annotation, molecular function: calcium ion binding. The record is from RefSeq and is a predicted model, not a curated record.